AUGCCGGUGUUCUCGGACCUGGGGCUGGACGUGAUCGACAGCGCGUUCGAGGGGUACAAUGCGUGCGUGUUCGCCUACGGACAGACCGGCAGCGGGAAGACCUUCACCAUGAUGGGUUCCCCGGAGUGCCAAGGCCUGAUCCCGCGUAUCUGCCGUCAACUCUUCUCCCGCGUGGCCGCCGGCAAAGAGUCGGGGGCUUCAUACCGCACCGAAGUCAGCUACUUGGAAAUAUACAACGAGCGGGUGAAGGACUUACUGGCAACUGAUGCUGGUCACUCGCUCAGGGUCAGAGAGCAUCCGAAGCUAGGCCCGUAUGUCCAGGAUCUGUCCAAGCAUUUGGUCUCGGACUACGACGAUAUACAGGAAUGCAUGCACCGCGGCAACCUACACCGGACGACGGCGUCGACGCAGAUGAACGACGUGUCGUCUCGCUCGCACGCCAUAUUCACCAUCACCUUCGUGCAGGCGAGCUACCUGCGCCACAACAACAUGCCCAGCGAGACCGUGUCCAAAGUGCACCUCGUGGACUUGGCCGGCAGCGAGCGAGCAGACGCGACCGGGGCGACAGGCCAGCGCUUAGUGGAAGGCGCGCACAUCAACAAGUCGCUCGUGACGCUCGGCUCCGUCAUCUCCGCGCUCGCCGAGGCCAGCCAGCAGCCGGCUGACAAUCGCACCCCGCGGAGCGCCAAGAAGAACGUAUUCAUCCCGUACCGAGACUCGGUGCUCACGUGGCUGCUCAAAGAUUCGCUCGGCGGGAACUCAAAGACGAUCAUGAUCGCCGCGAUAUCGCCAGCGGACUGCAACUACGGCGAGACGCUAUCGACGCUGCGCUACGCCAACCGCGCCAAGAACAUCAUCAACAAGCCGACCAUCAACGAGGACCCCAACGUCAAGCUCAUCCGCGAGCUACGCGAGGAGAUCGACAAGCUGCGCGCUCAGAUCUCACACAACACCGAUCCCGUGGAAACUGAGCCUGGCGUGCUAGCAACCCUCCAACGUAAAGAAGCCCAAGAGAAGGUGCUCACAGAAAAAUGGACGGAGAAAUGGCGGGAGACGCAGCAGAUCCUGCAAGAACAGAAGGCAUUGGGUCUCAGGAAGAGUGGACUUGGCGUCGUGCUGGAUUCAGAUAUGCCGCAUCUCGUGGGCAUUGAUGAUAACCUGCUGUCUACUGGCGUCACGCUGUACCAUCUGAAGGAGGGUGAGACGGUAAUAGGCACGGCUGACUACAAGCCGACCCCAGACAUCGUGCUGAGCGGCGCGGGCGUGCUGCCGCUACACGCGCGCGUGACGCUGGCGCACGGCACCGCCACGCUGCAGCCCGCGCCCGCCGCGCAGUGCUGGCUCAACACCGUGCUCAUCGACAAGCCCGCCAAGCUCAGCCAAGGCUGCAUCUUACUCCUGGGCCGCACGAACAUGUUCCGCUACAACGACCCGGCGGAGGCGGCCAAGCUGCGGCAGGAGGGCAACUCGUCCGCCAUGAGCCUCUCGCGCCUCUCGCUGCUGUCCUGGUCCGCCACCGACCUGGCCGCCAGUUCCGAGACCCUCAACGCCACGCUCUCGGAGAUAGAAUCGGAGGCGCGCAACGAGCGCAUGGAGGCGCAGCGCGCGGAGCUGGAGCGCGAGCGGCAGCAGUUCCUGCAGCAGCAGCUGGAGCGCCAGCGCCGCUGGCACGCCGAGCGCGAGCAGCUGCUGCAGCAGCAGAAGCAGCUGGACGAGGUCAGCAGUACUCGAGGCAGGAGACAGGCGGAGGAGCUGGGGCGCGAGCGGCAGCAGUUCCUGCAGCAGCAGCUGGAGCGCCAGCGCCGCUGGCACGCCGAGCGCGAGCAGCUGCUGCAGCAGCAGAAGCAGCUGGACGAGGUCAGCAGUACUCGAGGCAGGAGACAGGCGGAGGAGCUGGGGCGCGAGCGGCAGCAGUUCCUGCAGCAGCAGCUGGAGCGCCAGCGCCGCUGGCACGCCGAGCGCGAGCAGCUGCUGCAGCAGCAGAAGCAGCUGGACGAGGUCAGCAGUACUCGAGGCAGGAGACAGGCGGAGGAGCUGGGGCGCGAGCGGCAGCAGUUCCUGCAGCAGCAGCUGGAGCGCCAGCGCCGCUGGCACGCCGAGCGCGAGCAGCUGCUGCAGCAGCAGAAGCAGCUGGACGAGGUCAGCAGUACUCGAGGCAGGAGACAGGCGGAGGAGCUGGGGCGCGAGCGGCAGCAGUUCCUGCAGCAGCAGCUGGAGCGCCAGCGCCGCUGGCACGCCGAGCGCGAGCAGCUGCUGCAGCAGCAGAAGCAGCUGGACGAGGUCAGCAGUACUCGAGGCAGGAGACAGGCGGAGGAGCUGGGGCGCGAGCGGCAGCAGUUCCUGCAGCAGCAGCUGGAGCGCCAGCGCCGCUGGCACGCCGAGCGCGAGCAGCUGCUGCAGCAGCAGAAGCAGCUGGACGAGGUCAGCAGUACUCGAGGCAGGAGACAGGCGGAGGAGCUGGGGCGCGAGCGGCAGCAGUUCCUGCAGCAGCAGCUGGAGCGCCAGCGCCGCUGGCACGCCGAGCGCGAGCAGCUGCUGCAGCAGCAGAAGCAGCUGGACGAGGUCAGCAGUACUCGAGGCAGGAGACAGGCGGAGGAGCUGGGGCGCGAGCGGCAGCAGUUCCUGCAGCAGCAGCUGGAGCGCCAGCGCCGCUGGCACGCCGAGCGCGAGCAGCUGCUGCAGCAGCAGAAGCAGCUGGACGAGGAGCGCGUAGCAAUGGAGCGCGAGUAUGCAGCGGCGUGCCGACGGUUGUCCGGCGACUGGCGCGCGCUAGAGCGCGGCUGGACGCACCGCCGGCGCGCGCUUCGCUGCCGACAGCGGGAGUUGCGCGCGCGCACGCAGCGGCUGAAAGCGCUCGCUGAUACGCUGCAGGCGCAGGCGGAGAGCGAAGAGGCGCGAGCGGGCGAACUGCGGACACAAGCGGACCGGAAGAGGACCGAGCUGGAGGAAUACGCCGCGAGGACCAUUGAGGACCUGAGGACUAAGGGGAUCAAGAGCACGUCGCCGUCAAGCGGCACGAGCCCCGAUUGCCUGCUGCAGCUGCUGCAGCAGUGUGAGCCCGCGGCCGCGCGCGCCAUACAGACCACCGUCGACCGACACAAAAAAGAGCUAGAAGAGUUAGAAGAGGAGCUGGAGUGCCGCGCGUCAUCAGUAGCAUCGCACCGAGUCAAGGUGGAGCGUCUGCAAGCUGAACUGCGCCUACUGCACACUCAACAGCUGGGCCUGCGCCAGGCGCUCGCCGCCGACCUCAGCCCGCCACCAGCGCCCAGCGAAGGAGAGCUGUCGCCGCUAGAGGGUGUAAAACGCAGUAAAUCCGAACUGGUGCUGCGACGAACGCCGCGGGAAGAAGUACUAGAGCCGCUGUCUGCUGACGAGCGCGAGGAGUUUAGAAACAAGAAGAUGAGCUUAAGCCUCAGCCUGGACCCGUUAGCGUCGCCCAACGCGAUCAACUGCGAGGACACCUUCCACACGGCGUCCUGCAGCUCGCCCAAGCCCUUCCCUGAGACCUCUGACCCAGCAACGCCCACUACUGUUGAUGGGUCGCUCAGUACGGAGGAUACGCCAGCUCCGCAGUUCAGGAUCGGACCCGCGCCCGUGCCUGAUGAUAGCGAUGACAUGUCCAGCACUGAAGACUACCAUAAGCCUAGAAUAGUAGAGGGACAGUCGUCGAGCUCAGUAGAAAGAUCACCGGAAGAAAGACAGCAGAAGGCCAAAUACAGAAGAAGGAUUACAGGUGAUUCCCUGCGCGGGCGGCGCCAGGUGACCGAGGCCGAAGCCCUGCGCGCCAUGCAGCGGCUGUGCGCUCGCAUCGCCAGCCAGAAGCUGCUCGUCAUCUCCUCGCUCGAGAACGACUGCUCCAAGGAGGAGCUCAACCGACAAAUCGCGGUCCUCCAAGAGCUCCAGAAGAAAUACGUGCGUCUGGAGAUGGCUUUGCAGUAUUCCUUCUUCGACAGCCAAAGCCAGCGGCGGCCGAUGAUGGUCACGCCCAUCCAGGAGACACCUUCGCUGACGCUGUCCGAGAGCGACAUGCAUGUGGCCACCGAGGCCGGCGAGGAGCCCCGCGCCAACCGGCGGCAGAAACCGGCGUCGGACGACAGCGACUGCCCGCCGGACGCGCUUCCGGAGAACGGACACAUUUACGACCCGCUGCUCAAUAGAUUAAAAGAACAAGAACUAGAGGGGUCCGACAACGUGUCUACAUCAAACGACGAGCUUCCAGCCAGCGGCGACAGCGACGUGUGGGACCCCUUACGCCGGGGGUCCUCUACGGAAUUACACCGGGGGUCCUCCACGGAACUGCACCCAAGACCCCGCACUGAAGACCCCCCAUUACCGGAUCCAACGAUACAAAUUGGUCUCAUGCAUCCGGUGGAUUUCAGCGAGGUGAUAAGCGUGGCGGGCUGGGUGACGCGCGGCGCGGGCGCGGGCACGCACCACGAGUACGAGGUGCGCGUCACGCUGCCCGACUGCCGCUGGCUGCUGCUGCGCCGCUACCGCCGCUUCCGCGACCUCUACCUGUGCGCGCGCCGCCUCUACGGGCCCAAGGUACGCAGGGGACACGCCACGAGGCACCGUACCGCAGGGGACACGGCACGAGGCGCGCGUCACGCUGCCCGACUGCCGCUGGCUGCUGCUGCGCCGCUACCGCCGCUUCCGCGACCUCUACCUGUGCGCGCGCCGCCUCUACGGGCCCAAGGUACGCAGGGGACACGCCACGAGGCACCGUACCGCAGGGGACACGGCACGAGGCGCGCGUCACGCUGCCCGACUGCCGCUGGCUGCUGCUGCGCCGCUACCGCCGCUUCCGCGACCUCUACCUGUGCGCGCGCCGCCUCUACGGGCCCAAGGUACGCAGGGGACACGCCACGAGGCACCGUACCGCAGGGGACACGGCACGAGGCGCGCGUCACGCUGCCCGACUGCCGCUGGCUGCUGCUGCGCCGCUACCGCCGCUUCCGCGACCUCUACCUGUGCGCGCGCCGCCUCUACGGGCCCAAGGUGGCGUCGAUCCCGUUCCCGGCGCGGCAGCUGUGGUCGUCGGAGGCGGUGGCGCGCGCGCGGCGGCCGCAGCUGGAGCAGUUCCUGCGCCGCUUGCUCGGCGCCUGCGCGGCCGACGCGCGCUGCGUGCUGCACCGCGCGCCGCUCACCAAGGACUCGCUGCUCGCUUUCUCGCCCUUCUUCCGCAAGGGCGUUUUCGAGAGCGGCAAGUGCGGCACGGGAUGAUGCCGCGCGGAGCUCGCCGCCGCCGCCGCGCACUUACUGGCCGCGCUGCUGGCCGCCGCGCGCGCGCUCGCCC
Ostrinia furnacalis (Asian corn borer) is the source of this 5296-nucleotide messenger RNA. It is a transcript of the gene Klp98A, whose product is annotated as kinesin-like protein 98A. Gene Ontology annotation, molecular function: ATP binding; microtubule binding; phosphatidylinositol binding. Gene Ontology annotation, biological process: microtubule-based movement. The transcript has 26 exons. The record is from RefSeq and is a predicted model, not a curated record. Lineage: Eukaryota; Metazoa; Arthropoda; Insecta; Lepidoptera; Crambidae. The coding region runs from base 1 to 5223 and encodes 1740 amino acids.